Lotus japonicus is the source of this 2493-nucleotide messenger RNA. Its product is annotated as xyloglucan O-acetyltransferase 1-like. Gene Ontology annotation, cellular component: Golgi apparatus. Gene Ontology annotation, molecular function: O-acetyltransferase activity. Lineage: Eukaryota; Viridiplantae; Streptophyta; Magnoliopsida; Fabales; Fabaceae. The record is from RefSeq and is a predicted model, not a curated record. The transcript has 2 exons. Bases 331 to 2313 code for a protein of 660 amino acids.
GUGAGCAUGCUACAUGUAUACAAAUUCAACGGUGCAUAUAUGCAUGUGCUCAUUGAACUGAAUGAGUAGACUAACCCAACUAGGUGUAUCAUAUCACUUUCUUCUGUUUCACAUGCAAUUCCUAUUUCUUAAUUAUGUGAGUUCUCACUCAACUUGUUGCCAUCAUUCUUUCAAAUUUCAGCACAACUUUCAUUUUGCCAUCAUUCCAGUUGUCCACAAGUGACCACGUUUUGAGGUACAUCCUAUAAAAUCCUUUUAGAAGGAUAAUCUUCUUGCCUCACAUACUGACAGAACAGAAGAUACUCUAAGCAGAAAACAAAGUAGGAAGGAAUGAAUGCUUUCAAAAAAUGCACUGCAAAAGCAUUCAAAAUCCCAUCCAUUUCCCUCACAAAGAAAUCACUUCUUCCCUUCACACUCAUUGCAUUUCUAUGUUUAUACUUGUACCUUCUGUCCUUUGCACCAUCACCAGAACCUGAUCACCUUCCUCAUUCUACAACCCACAUCACCCACCAACCCUUACUUCCUACUUCUCCCCAUUUGUCCCCUGUUCCAUCCCCUGAACCUGAUAACCACUACUCCUCUGUUUCAGCACCACCUCCUCUGUCCCCAACUCCAAUCUAUCCUGAAAUUCUGCUUCCUAAUUCAAGAUACAUCACCCACAAUCCCUCUAUUUCUCCAUCCCCAUCACCUGAGAUUCCUCAUUCUACCCACACCACAUAUCACUCCUCUGUUUCUGUAUCUCCCCCUCAAUCCCCUGCUCCAUCCCCUGCAUCUGAGCUUCCUCAAUAUCCUAUCCACACCACCUACCAUAUCUCUCUUCCUCCUUCACCCUAUCUGUCCAUUUAUCCUUCCCAAGAAUCUGAACUUCCUCUUCCUACCUACAUCACCUAUCAUUCCUCUGUCUCUGAACCUGCUCCUUUGUCUCCAUCCUCUAUUUCUCCACCUCCUCCUCUGUCUCUUAUUCCAUCACCAGCUCCUCAGCUUCCUCAUUCCAGAUACAUUACCUACGAUUCCUCUCUUUCUACUUCUCCCUCUCCAUCCCCUACUCCAUCUGCAGGGCCAGAUAGUUCUCACUCCACCCACAUCCCUUAUAAACAAUCUUUUUCUGUUUCUCCCACUCUGUCCCUUACUCCACCCCCUACUUCUGAGUUUCUUCAUUCUAGUAACAUCAUCUACCACUCCUCUCUUCCCGCUUCUCCUGCUCCUUCUUCUUAUCCAGGAAAGGAGAAAGCAUACAAGAGACCAUGUGACUACUUCAAUGGCAGAUGGGUUCGAGAUAGAAGAAGCCCUUUGUACAAUGGUACAUGUGGUGUGAUCAGAGAACCCCAGAAUUGUAUAACUAAUGGCAGGCCUGACAUGGGGUAUCUUCACUGGAGAUGGAAACCAAGAAGGUGCAAUCUUCCAAGGUUUGAUCCUGAGACUUUUCUUCAAGUCAUUAGGAACAAGCAUGUAGCUUUUGUCAGGGAUUCUGUGGCUAGGAACCAAUUAGAGUCCCUUAUUUGCAUGCUAUCCUCUGCUUCAACACCCAAACUUGUCUAUAGAGGACUUGGUUGGUGGCAUUUUCCUUCUCACAAUGCAACGUUAUCAUCAUAUUGGGCCCCAUUUCUUGUGCAAGGUGUUCAAAGACAACUUACAGGGCCCGGGCCACGGCAUAACACAAUGUACUUGGAUCAAGUUAAUGAGAGUUGGGAUAAGGACAUGGAUCAAAUGGAUCUAAUUGUGCUUGGAUUUGGACAUUGGUUUGCUGACAUUCCUUCAGUUUACUAUGAGGGUGGCUCAGUUUUAGGUUGUCAAAACUUUCCUGAUCUCAAUUGCACUGAUAUUGGUUUCUAUGUCCCAAUAAGAAAAGCUUUAAGAACAUCUCUUAACAGAAUAAUUGAGAGGAAAGCAGCUCAAGGAAAUGAAGGUGGUGUUAUUGUGAGAACAUUCACACCUGUUCAUUUUAAAGGUUCGUGGGAUAAGGGUGGUACUUGUUCAAAGACUAAACCUUAUAAACAAGGGGAGAAGAAACUUGAAAAUAGGGAUGCUGAGAUUAGAAAGAUUGGAAUGGAGGAAUUGCAAAAUGCUAAGGAAAAAGCCAAACAAUUUGGAGGGUUUAGGUUUGAGAUAUUAGAUCUAACAAAGUUAGCAUCAAUGAGACCAGAUGGACAUCCCGGUGCUUAUAGGAGUCCAUUCCCAUUUGCUAAGGGGGUUCCAAAGAAUGUGCAGAAUGAUUGCACUCAUUGGUGCUUACCUGGACCUAUAGACACAUGGAAUGAGAUUGUUCUUGAGAUGAUGAAGAAAUGGGAGGAACAAUCAAGAAGUGAUGAGUGAUGCAUUUAUAUAUCUCUUGUUAAUUUAUUAUUGCACUAACCUUUUCAUAUGUUAAAUUCAUUUUGUUUACACUCUCUUCUUUCAUAUAUGGAACAUAUGUUGUUUUAAAUUUACAAUUUGAAAGGAACACAUCUUAAUUUCUCGCAAAAUACAUUUACAUUCCUUCCAUCUCAUUGUUUU